Messenger RNA from Hyla sarda, 2388 nucleotides. RefSeq names its product cyclin dependent kinase like 1 (gene CDKL1). The record is from RefSeq and is a predicted model, not a curated record. Gene Ontology annotation, cellular component: nucleus. Gene Ontology annotation, biological process: protein phosphorylation. The coding region runs from base 219 to 1274 and encodes 351 amino acids. Lineage: Eukaryota; Metazoa; Chordata; Amphibia; Anura; Hylidae. The transcript is spliced from 10 exons. Gene Ontology annotation, molecular function: ATP binding; cyclin-dependent protein serine/threonine kinase activity.
GGAUUGUGUUGCUACGGAGACGGCCGUGCAGGGUACAGUACUGUGCUGUCAGUGAGCGGUCAGUGUAUAUCGGAGAAGUCUCCGGAGCCGUGUUGUGAGGUGCCGCCCAAGGGAAGACACAACCACUUGUGAGAAGAUUCUGCCGUCGUAUACUUUCCUCUUAUGCCCACGACUAAGCCGCACAGGAUUGCAUUUAAAGGUCGAGUUAGUCCAGAUUCAUGGAUAAGUACGAGAAGAUUGGCAAAAUAGGAGAAGGUUCCUAUGGAGUUGUUUUCAAGUGCAGAAAUAGAGACACGGGACAAAUCGUGGCUAUAAAAAAGUUCUUAGAGUCUGAAGAUGAUCCAGUGAUAAAGAAAAUUGCCUUACGGGAGAUUCGCAUGCUUAAGCAAUUAAAACACCCAAACCUUGUGAACCUCCUGGAAGUUUUUAGACGUAAGAGGAAAUUACAUCUAGUAUUUGAGUAUUGUGACCACACUGUCCUCAAUGAACUGGACCGACAUCCACGAGGGGUUCCUGAACAUCUUGUCAAGAGCAUCACGUGGCAAACACUACACGCGGUCAAUUUCUGCCACAAGCACAAUUGUAUUCACCGUGAUGUGAAGCCGGAGAAUAUCCUUCUCACAAAGCACUCCGUCAUCAAGCUCUGUGACUUUGGAUUUGCAAGAAUAUUAACUGGGCCUUGUGACUACUACACAGACUACGUGGCCACAAGGUGGUAUCGUGCCCCUGAACUGCUGGUAGGAGACACACAGUAUGGACCCCCUGUCGAUGUCUGGGCCAUUGGCUGUGUCUUUGCAGAGCUGUUAUCAGGGAUUCCACUCUGGCCUGGCAAGUCUGACGUGGAUCAGCUAUACCUGAUUAGGAAAUGUUUAGGUGAUCUCAUCCCUCGGCAUCAACAGGUUUUCAGCACAAACCAGUUCUUCAGUGGGGUCAGCAUACCGGAUCCUGAGAACAUGGAGCCCCUGGAACAGAGAUUUCCAAAUAUCUCAUCUAAUGCUUUAGGAUUAAUGAAGGGCUGCCUGCACAUGGACCCCUCCGAGAGGCUGACGUGUCAGCAGCUUCUAGAACAUCCCUACUUUGACAGCAUUCGAGAGGAGUCCGAGGCCGGGAAAGACCCAGAGAGAGUCAGCAGAAAACAGACCAGACUUCACAGAAAGUACUUCCCUGGGCUCCAGCACCUGCCUCAGCUAACAAACAGUAAUCUCUUACCAGCGCUUGAGAGCAAAAAAUAUUACAACACCAGGAAAUUCAACUACCGCUUCCCCAACAUAUAACCAGGAGAAGAAAGAGACUAGUUAAAUAUUUAUUGCUCCUGGAACAAAACAUCAGGAAUUCGAGGGGAAAAAUAAGAUGUGGCACGUAUGCCAGUAAACAGCGGGCACGGCUCCUGACAGUUAUUUAUAGGAUCCGGCCGUUUAUAUGCUAAUAAACCUCAUGUUGGCAGAAUAUGCGAUUAAGCAGGGGGCAGGCCGGAUUGUAUCUCACUACUGGACAAUGUCACAAUACUGCAGAUUACUGUUAUUCACAACAAGUUGGUACCUUUCUAUAAUGUGCUGCUUAGAACCAUAUUCCAAUAUUAACCAAGCAUUUGUUGAUUAUUCCCCUCAGUAUACAUAAAGCUCAUAAGCUACCAACCAGCAGCAGCCCAACUAGAGGCCUAUGUUGGUCCAGUUAGGCUAGGUUCACAUCACUAUUUAACCAUCUGAUUAUUGGACUGUAAAAUCGGAUUGCAAAAAAUCAUAUACAAUCGUAUGUAAAAAUGCCUUUGCUAUCCGAUUUUAAAAUAGUAUCCAAAAAUCAUACAGAUGAAAAUUCCAUCCGAUUUUCAAUAAAAAUCGGAUCCUGUUCUUAAAAAUAAUAUGUAUGCCAAUGGCAAUAAAGUUUUAUAUAUUUGAAGUGUAUGUGUUUUGAAAUCUACUGCGCAUGCGUACAAAAUAAUUGUGUGCGAUUAAUCUGAUAGAAUCACACGAUUCCUUGCGAUUUACAUAGACAUCAAUAAUAAAUAAAUAAAAAUCGAACACUAUAUCGAUCCAAUUUUGAAUCUGGAGGAAAAAUUUUGGUCAACCACAAUUUUACCUCCGAAUCGGAUGCGGAUCAAAUCUGAUGCAUUUGUUGUCUAUCGUUAAUGAAUGGAAGUCAAUGGAUAUGACUUGGCGCGCAGAUUUGUACAAUUUCAAAGUUAAAAAAAACGUGAGAAGUAGGAUGGUAAAAUCGUGAUGUGAAUGCACAAUUACAAUACCUAUAACCAGCCCCACUUUCUCAUCUAGAUCCAGACCUAUGCACACUCAUCUGUGCCCACCCCAGAAGGGAUCAAUGCAUUAGUAGUUUUAUUUAAUUACAACCAUUAAAGGGGUACUCCGGUGAAAACCUUUUUUCUUUUAAAUCAAC